CCGCCCUCCGGCCCGGUGCCGGGCGGGCACCCCAACGCCCUCUCUGAGGGCGGGAGACCUCGGGCCGGGUUCCUGGAAGGCGAGGCGGGGGGACAUGAGGUGGCGCCCGUGGCUGCCCGCCUGCCUGGCCUGGGGCUGUGUGGCCGCGCUGUGCGGCUCCCGCGGGCUCUGCCCGGCCCCGAACGCCUCCCGCCCCGAGCCGGGGCAGUGCCCGCCGCGCCGGGCGGCCGAGCUCUGCGCCUGGGCCCUGUCCUCCGACAGCCUGCUAGAUCCUUUUCCCGUUGAUGUGAUCCAAGAAAAUUAUGUCCGUAAUGUGAGAAACUGCAUUUUUUCAGUUGUCUAUCCUACACCCUUUAAAUCUAGAGUUCGUCUUGUAGCUGUUUCAAAGGAAGUUCUUGAAAAUAUUUUGGAUCUUGAUGUAUCUGUCAAAGGAUCAUCUGAUUUUCUGGAGUUCAUCAGUGGUGGGAAAGUGAUAUCUGGGUCUGUUCCUCUGGCCCAUAGGUAUGGGGGUCACCAGUUUGGUAGCUGGGCAGGUCAGCUGGGGGAUGGAAGAGCCCACUUGAUCGGCGUAUAUACAAACAGGCAUGGUGAGAGGUGGGAACUGCAAUUAAAAGGGUCAGGAAAGACCCCAUACUCCAGGAAUGGUGAUGGGAGAGCUGUGCUUCGCUCUUCUGUUCGAGAGUUUCUGUGUAGUGAGGCCAUGCACUAUCUUGGAAUUCCUACAAGCAGGGCUGCUAGCUUAGUUGUAAGUGAUGAUGAUGUGUGGAGAGACCAGUUUUACAAUGGAAAUAUUAAGAAAGAAAGAGGUGCAAUAGUGCUUCGACUUGCCAAAUCGUGGUUUCGUAUAGGAUCCUUGGAAAUCUUAGCUCACUCUGGGGAGCUGGACUUACUAAGAAGAUUGCUAGACUUUAUCAUCCAGGAACAUUUUCCAUCAAUAGCUAUGAAUGAUUCAAAUAGACACCUGGAAUUUUUCUCUACAGUCGUGUCAGAGACUGCAAAUCUCAUUUCCUUGUGGAUGUCUGUGGGGUUUGCACAUGGUGUGUGCAAUACAGAUAACUUCAGUUUAUUGUCCAUAACAAUAGAUUAUGGUCCAUUUGGAUUUAUGGACUCCUACGACCCAAAUUUUGUUCCAAACACAUCUGAUGAUGAAAGGAGGUAUAAAAUAGGAAAUCAGGCAAGUGUUGGGCUGUUUAAUCUGAGCAAGCUGUUACAAGCCCUAAAACCUUUAUUGGAUCCCAGGCAAAAGCAGCUAGCUUCCCAAAUUUUGGAGGGGUAUGGUGAGCACUAUCACAGUCGUUUCACAGAACUAUUCAAAACAAAAUUGGGUCUUCUUGGGGAGAAUGAGAAUGAUAACUAUUUGAUUGCUUUCCUCUUAAAAAUUAUGGAAGAUACACGGGCUGAUUUUACAAUGACAUUCCGAGAGCUGAGUGAAAUUACUGCAGACCAGUUAAAGGAGCUCCAUAUUCCUGAGGAGUUCUGGGCUCUCCAGGAUCUGCGUAAACACAAAUUAUUUUCAGAAUGGGUUACUUUGUACCUCCUGAGAUUAAACAGUAACAAUGGUGACUCAGACGCCAAAAGAAGAAGAAGAAUGGCAACUGUUAAUCCUAGAUAUAUACUUAGGAAUUGGAUGGCAGAAUCAGCAGUGAAAAAAGCUAAUUUGAAUGAUUUCUCGGAGGUUCAGCUCCUAGAGCAGGUUUUACAGCACCCCUUCCAGAGGCAGGAGGCUGCAGAGAGAGCAGGGUACUCCCUGCGCCCCCCAGCCUGGGCCAAGCAUCUCAAAGUCAGCUGCUCAUCCUGAGGGAAAUUCAAACAAGCAACAAGAACGAUCAAGGUCAAAGCUCAAGACUUCCAAUAGGACUAAUGGAUCAAGCCACAGGAAUUUCUCUCCCUUAGACUUUGUGGACAGGAAUCUGCUACAGUGCUUGACCAACUUACGAAGACAUAAAUAACACCAAUAAUAAAUGUUAUGUGGGCAGACAUAAAUGUUCUUAAAUCCUGCAGACCUGGCACAGAGGAUCAUCUUAGACCUUGACACCUUUCCUCAUUCUGAUUAUGUUUUGUCCCAUUAAACUGACAGAAGAUUUAAAGGAAAUUCAAUUAAAUAGUUAGCAAAGAUGUCCAUCUUGGAAGAGACAAAAGUGUCUGUCUUACUCCAGAGUAAGUUUUGGUGUCUUUGCUGGUGUCAGGUACCUUUCCAGAGGACCACUGCUCUUUCAAAGUAUCUUCUGAUAGGAGUAGAAAGAUUAUGGUGCAUAGUUAUGAAGUCUCAGGAAAAAUUCACUGUUUGGCUCUGGAAAAGGACUGUGAUGGGAGCAUCUCAGCUGAGACUGCUUCAGUUUCAGGUAUGGAGGAAGGUUAAAAAGGACAUGCUGCAAUUUCAGAUAUUUUCUGACUAAAAUACUGUAAGGUCUAGUGAUAUACAGACCAUUCAGAAGGCAAUAGGUUAGGCAGAGGUAGAAGGAUUAAUUUCUUUCUAUAAAUGCUUUGAAUUACAGCAUUGGAACAUCUUUUCAUAUUUUGCAGCAUAUUUUGGUACCAGAUCAAGCCAGAAAAUUGUGUAUCAAUAAGCUUUGUUCUUUGAAUGGAGCUUAAAUCUUACAUUUAAAGAAUUCCAUGUAACCAUGUACCAACACAAAAUAGUUGAUAGAGGUCUAACCAUCACAGCAUUUUACUUGAUUUCUGGAGUUUUCUGUAGGCUUUGAUUUUUUUUGUUUUGAAGAAAGUUCAGCUUCUUUUGUGUAAGAUUAAGUACAUGAAUUAUGAUCGACUGCAGAUGUAAAAUGUAUUAAAAUUGAUUUUUUUGUGUUGUAACAAAAGAGACGGGAGGAAAUAGGGUGGGAGGCUGAGUGUUCUGGUGAGAAGAGUGAAUGCUAGAAAAGCCACUGUAAAAGUCUCAGUGCUUUGCGACCUUACUGUGCAACAUUUUUCAAGGGACAUGUUCUGCUUAAUUUUGAUGCUGGGUGUAUAUUUCAUAAAAUGCAUUUGAUUUAAAAAUAGUUGACUCGUAGACAGCUGUUGUCACCUAAGUAUGUCAAAUAUGUGCACUCCUAGUCAGAAAAUGACACCUAGCUCUUCAAUGAUUCUGCAUAAUGCGUCCUUCAGUUAUAUAUGGAAAGGGAUUGGGAAACAGUAAUCUUUUCCUCAUAUUUAAUUAUUUUUUUAACUCCUGGUUUUAACCCUCUUACUUUAAGGCCGUUGAUAUUCUUCCCCUCCUCUUUGAACUGAGCCUUGCACUGGUAUCGAGGGCAUUUCUCAGUCUGGCAGUUUGAAGGUGCUGAUACCUUUAGAAUGUCCCAGCAUGUCAAUUCAAGACUUCCAGUGACAUUUUUCUUAAUGGUGGGCAGAGUUCUCUUGGUGAGAGCUUUUUGCUCAGUUCAGCUGAAAGCAAGGGAGCUCAAAAACCAGUAAGAGCUGGAUGGACUCUCUCUGUGUCAGCUUAACAUGGUGUUUAAAGCAAAAUCAUUUCAGAAAGAAAUGCAUGUGGUUCCAAACACUGUUUUCAGCUUUAAAUAAAAUAAAAGAAACAUUUUUAAAAGCA
Passer montanus (Eurasian tree sparrow) is the source of this 3538-nucleotide messenger RNA. Its product is annotated as protein adenylyltransferase SelO-like. Bases 95 to 1798 code for a protein of 567 amino acids. NCBI's taxonomy places the organism in Eukaryota, Metazoa, Chordata, Aves, Passeriformes, Passeridae. The transcript has 19 exons. The record is from RefSeq and is a predicted model, not a curated record.